UCCUCCUCCUUCCUCCUUCCUCCCUCCUCACGGUUCUUCCGCACGCUGUGCUCCGUCUCUGGUGAGAGAUGGGGGGAGCUUCUGCUGCUGCAAUCACUUCAUUGAUAUUCUUAAUAUUACUGACCCUCGAUGCUUCUCUUGCUGGUAAAAUAACCUCGGAGCUCGAAAGUUCUGCAGCUGCGAGAACUCUUAAGCAAGUCAAUGAGCAUGCUCAUGAAGUGCAUUGUUCGAGAGAAAGAAGUCGAGCAGCAUGGGAAAUCACCGAGGAGUAUCUGAUGCCAUUUGUGGAGCAAGAGAAAUAUCAGAUCUCUCAGGCUUGCAGGCUUCAUCCUGAAAAUGAUAUGUUCAGAGAUCAGGAGGAGCACAAGAUUCAUGUGGACAUCAAUGAAUGGCGAUGUGGUUAUUGCAAGAAAUCCUUCCGAGUUGAGAAGUUUCUUGAUAAGCAUUUUGACAGCAGGCACUACAACCUUCUGAAUGUCAGUAGCAGCAAAUGUUUAGCUGAUCUCUGCGGAGCACUACAUUGUGAUUUCAUAAUAAAUUCAAAGUCAACUAAGACCAAGUGCAAUCCUGCAGCUGCAGCUCGAAAUCGCCAUCUAUGUGAGAGUCUUGCAGAUAGAUGCUUUCCAGUGAGUCAGGGUUUAUCAGCAAGUCGUCUUCAUGAAUUUUUUCUGCGACAAUUCUGUGAUGCUCACACUUGCAAUGGAAAGAAAAAGCCUUUCGCUAAAGGAGGAAAGAAGCACACAAGCAUAUUCUACCUGGCUAUUUCUAUCCUGACCUUGAUGCUGCUCCCUCUUUUCUAUAUUAUUAUCUAUCUAAGUCAGAGAGAUAUGAGGGGCAAACAAGAGCUUAAGCGCAUAAAAAAGAGUGGUUAAAAAACAAAGCCCUCGUAACUGGUACCAUCUCUAUGGUUCUUGCACGACAAUGUACAAUACAUAAAUAGAUCGGUGUUACAACUGGCCUCAUAGAUACAUUUAUGCAGGCCUGACUCCUGCCUGGGGGGGCUUCUGGUACAAUUGCUUUCCAUCUUGACGCGCUGAGGUGAAAAAUUCAUUAGGAGUCCCCGAAAUAGUUGCUUAGUUUCUAUCUUUCCAUGUAGCAUUUAACUCGGGUCUGAGCCAGAGUUCAAUCUGAUACUAUUCCAUCAGAGAGAUGUACAUAAUCUCUAAUAUACGCAUGUGCCGUGAUUGUCAUUCCAUCUCCUUUAGCUUUUUAAUGCAAUCUCCUCUCAGAUAA
Molecule: messenger RNA, 1233 nt
Organism: Punica granatum (pomegranate)
Lineage: Eukaryota; Viridiplantae; Streptophyta; Magnoliopsida; Myrtales; Lythraceae
Source: RefSeq, a predicted model, not a curated record